CGCUGAAUGUUCUCAGAAAUUUAUUCGUAAGGAAGAACCCGUGUAACCUUGUUUUUAAUUAGCAAUUCGUUUGUAAUUAUCGUUAAAAUUUAUCCCAAUAUUCCACGGGUGAUGAGUAUCGUACCCGCGGUUCAUUUCUCGUCGUUUUGAUCAAGUUGCUCGUCAAAGUAAAGCGGUGAAAUUUCGUGUUGUAAUCGUUUUUUUUUAUUCCUUUUUUGUAUUCCUCUAAAGAAAAUAAUACUUUCGGUGACAGAUCUGAGUUUGACAGAUAACGUUGACAAUUAACAGAGGAUUAUUCUAGUUGAGAAAUAAGUGAGAAUGGUGAUUCGCGGUUACUGAUACCCGAACUGUACGGUAUUUUUAUGCCUACAAAAUAAUACGCCCUUAAUAUACUGGGAUUAAAUAGACAAGAUACCAUUCAACUGAGAGGGUGUGGAUUAUCAAACUCGUGAAGUGUUUCUUCAAGAAUCUUUAGUACACUCCUCAAAUGUCGAAGAAUAAAUUAAAUCUCACUCUACCUCCGGGUUCCAUAGAACCUGUGGCAGCAGUUUCACCGUCACCACCCGUUCCACCUUUACCAGUUUAUACAGAACCUCCAGUGCCAAUACCCGAUGGUGUCAUGGGGAAAAUGAGUAUCGACGCUCUCCAAGAAAGGUUGGAGGAACUGGAAAUGGAUGAAGAACAACGAAAGAGGCUGGAGAGUUUUCUUGGACAGAAAGAAAAGGUUGGAGAAUUGUGUGACGAAGACUUUGAAAAGCUGGGUGAACUUGGAGCUGGAAAUGGCGGCGUUGUCAUGAAAGUCAGGCACAAAAAAUAUGGGCUCAUCAUGGCUAGAAAAUUAAUCCAUCUUGAGGUAAAGCCUGCCAUCAAGAAACAAAUAAUACGUGAGCUAAAAGUUCUACACGAAUGUAACUUUGCACAUAUCGUAGGCUUCUACGGUGCAUUCUACAGCGACGGUGAAAUUAGCAUAUGCAUGGAAUAUAUGGAUGGGGGAUCACUGGAUCUUAUUUUGAAGAAAGCUGGCAGGAUACCGGAAUCGAUAUUGGGAACCAUCACGGCCGCCGUUCUCAAGGGAUUGAGCUACUUGAGGGAUAAACAUGCAAUCAUGCACCGUGAUGUCAAGCCUAGUAAUAUUCUAGUCAACAGUGCCGGAGAAAUAAAAAUUUGUGACUUUGGUGUUUCUGGUCAACUAAUCGAUUCAAUGGCCAAUUCUUUCGUCGGCACAAGAAGUUACAUGUCCCCGGAGAGGCUUCAGGGUACACACUAUUCGGUACAGAGUGAUAUUUGGUCGCUAGGACUAUCUCUGGUCGAAAUGGCGAUUGGCAUGUAUCCGAUCCCAUCGCCUGAUGCGAGAACGUUGGCUUCAAUUUUUGGCUCUCGACCAAAUCAGUCUCCCGCUGAGAAUGCCCCUACCAACAACGUGUCGACACCAACAUCACAGUCACCAGCGCACAAUGCGAGUAGUCCGAGACCUAUGGCGAUUUUCGAAUUAUUGGACUAUAUCGUUAAUGAACCACCACCGAAACUUCCAGCCGGUAUUUUCAGCAACUCAUUCACAGACUUUGUGGAUCGUUGCCUGAAAAAAAAUCCUGCGGAAAGAGCGGAUUUGAAAACAUUGAUGAACCACGAAUGGAUAAGAGAGGCAGAAUUAGAGAAUGUCGAUAUCGCUGGGUGGGUAUGUCGCACAAUGGAUCUUCAACCAACCACUCCAACGCGCCUGGCGAACGUACAGUCCUGAAUAAAUGUCACUCUUACAUACUUGACCACAUACAUCCACGUUCAGUACUCUUAAGUAGUCCUGAGUUCCUUAUUAUUUUAGUCAAUUACGGGCAGUGGCACUUGACAUUUUUUCAUUAUCGUUCUUUCCUUUUUACAUAUAUAUUUCCGUUCACGAUCAUCUCAACGUAUAAUUUGAAUAGGAAAGACAUUUUUUUUUCCUCAAAAUCGACUGAAAAAUGAAAUAAUACGCUGCAGUGCCCCAACUUUUGUGUAAUUACUUAUCGACAAAAGAGAAAAUAACCAACGAGAGAAACGAAAGAAGAAAGAAAAAAAAAACAACACGAAGGCAAACAUAUUUUCUUUUUUUCUUUUAAUAGUUUAUUUAGUUUUUCUUUAAAAAAGUAUGUAAGAUAAAAAUUUAUAGUAUAGUUUUUAGUGACGUACACUCAAAAAAUGAAUGCAUAUUACGUGUAUUGAAAUUAAGGCAUCAGAAUCGAGAAAAUCAGGUAUGAAAAUAAUGUGCCGAGGCGAAUAUGAUAACCCAUAAUAAUGUCUAUAAAUCUCUUUUUCAAAAGUAACACGGAUUGCGACUCGCAACCGAACGGUAAUAAUUAUUCUCUUUUUUUCUUUGGUUUUUUCUUUGACCACGGUCAAAGUGAAACGUGAUAACGAGCGUAGAAAAUUAAUAUCUAUUGCCAACAAAAUUAUCCUAAGCGAAAUUAACGAAAACGAAAUAUUAGAGAAAAAAAAAAAAAUAAAAACGAACAAUAUUUACGCUUACCUGUUCGUACGUGUCAUGAUACUCUGCAAAAUUCUUUCGAGACUUUGAAAAAAGUAUCAACAUAUUUUCGGCAUAGAAAUGUCAUUGUGUAUAAUCUAUCAUGAAUAAGCCCGUAAAAAUAACUAAAGAAACAAAAAUAUAGUUAUCAUUAUUUUUUUUCAAAUAUUGGUUGAAAUUAAGUGAAGAAGAAAAAAAACUUAUUACACUUCCUAGAUAAAUGGCAUUUGAGGUAGCUAGGAAUAUGGCCACUUCCGGUUUGGCUUAAAACUCACCGGAUUUUUCAACCAAUAAUUUUUAUAUUUCCUACUAAACUAUAACUGUAACUGGGUAUUACAUUUUUGAUUUUGCUUAACAAAAGAAAUAACAAAAAAAAAAUAAAUAAAUAAAUAAAUAGGAUUUACUCCCCGAAAUCCUACGGGCACUCGAUCAACGUACGCGCACAUUCCGAAGUACGAUUUAUCAAUGUGCAUAAUUAGUAUUACCACCAAGUGAUAUAUAACGUAGCCUAAUUACCUGUUAAGCUAUGUACUGCAUAGAAGGAAAAAAAAAUUUAUUAAUCAAUGAUAAUCAUUUAAUAAUAACUCAAAGUUCAGACUCUAAAAAGUUAGUUGUUUGACGCCAAGCGAGAUUAAUUGAAAUUUGACGUUUGUUUCUUCUUUCUUUCAUUUUUUCUUCACUCUUCCAACAAAAUUUCAGUCACGUUUCGGUGAGAAAAAAAAAAUAAUUAAUGAAACCGAUUUCCUUGUAUCUUUUUCUUUCUUGUUGAUUUUUAUUAUUUGAUUUUUUUUUUUGUUUGAGUAAAAAAAAAAAUAGUAAAAAGUCUGAAUCGGUAUAACGAUGUUGAAAAUUCUUUAUUAUCAUUACAAAAAUCUCCAUUCAUUACGUCGAGCUUAUCUCCUCCGUCUUUAUUUUUAUUUGGUAUAAACUGUACGUAAAAGAAAAAAAUGCAAACAAAUAAAACUUUUUUCAAUCGUCAAUUUAUACCAAUGUAAAUGUUGCUGACAAAUCGCAUAAUACGAUAUGAAAAUAUCGCAACGUAGUAUUUUAUGGUCUAUUUCUUAUGAAAAGAAAAAAAAAGAGAGAAAAAAACAAAAUUGAAAUU
Molecule: messenger RNA, 3602 nt
Organism: Athalia rosae (coleseed sawfly)
Lineage: Eukaryota; Metazoa; Arthropoda; Insecta; Hymenoptera; Athaliidae
Gene: Dsor1
Product: dual specificity mitogen-activated protein kinase kinase dSOR1
Exons: 8
Coding region: 488-1738 (416 amino acids)
Biological process (GO): protein phosphorylation
Molecular function (GO): protein kinase activity; ATP binding
Source: RefSeq, a predicted model, not a curated record